Messenger RNA from Stegostoma tigrinum, 5836 nucleotides. It is a transcript of the gene plekhg3, whose product is annotated as pleckstrin homology domain-containing family G member 3. Gene Ontology annotation, molecular function: guanyl-nucleotide exchange factor activity. Bases 141 to 5096 code for a protein of 1651 amino acids. The transcript is spliced from 19 exons. NCBI's taxonomy places the organism in Eukaryota, Metazoa, Chordata, Chondrichthyes, Orectolobiformes, Stegostomatidae. The record is from RefSeq and is a predicted model, not a curated record.
AAAGCUUUUUGAAAAGUUUAGGAAAGUUUUGGCGUAUGUGCUGCGGCAGGUUUGUCAGCUUCAGCUAAAACCGAACGGCGACGGGGAAAGGUCCGUGUGCCCGGACGCGUGAGUGAGGUCUCAGUUAACUCCACGCUGGCAUGCCUGAGGGUUCUCCUGAUUCUGCGAAGGAGGCUCCCACGGUGGAAGAAUCUCCGAGGACUUCUUCCGCCUCUUCUCUGAGCAGCCAUGACAGGAUGUCCACAGUCACCACUUCCACCAGCUCCAUGUCGGUCAACACAGACUGCUCGGACAGCGAGCGCCCGGUGAGUGUCGCCUCCUCGGGUUCCCUGCCGGAUUGGCGCGGUGCUGAUGGGACCCCUCCCCCGGGCACCCAAGCCCCAGAGGCAGGCCCCCCAGCAGAGGAGUGUGCGCGGGUGGAGCUGGCACCUCCCCUCCAGGCGCUGAAGGCCGACCGGGUGUACAACAACAACAUCAUCAUCAUUCCGGGUCGGAGGAGCCCCGAUGGCAGCUACCACCAGGUCCCCUUGUCUCCCAUAGCGACCAGGGCCAUGGCCCCCAACCCCAAGCUGUCGUACGUGGACAGGGUUGUCAUGGAGAUAAUUGAGACUGAGCGGAUGUACGUGCAGGAUCUGCGGAGCAUCAUUGAGGACUAUCUUGGUUAUAUCAUUGAUGUCGUGGACCUGCCUAUCCGCCCUGAACAUGUCUCUGCCCUGUUUGGAAACAUUGAGGACAUCUAUGAGUUUAACAGUGACCUGCUGCAAGACCUUGAUAGCUGUCACCAUGAUCCUGUGGCCAUUGCCAGAUGCUUUGUGGACAAGAGUCAAGAUUUUGAUAUCUACACCCAAUACUGUACCAACUACCCCAACUCUGUGGCAGCGCUGACUGAAUGCAUGAGGAACAAGAUCCUGGCCAAAUUCUUCAGGGAGCGUCAGUCCACUCUGAAACGCAACCUCCCACUGGGCUCUUACCUGCUGAAGCCUGUUCAGAGGAUCCUCAAGUACCAUCUGCUGCUUCAGGAAAUAGCAAAGCACUUUGAUGCCAACCAGGAGGGUUAUGAGGUGAUUGAAGAAGCUAUAGACACCAUGACAGGCGUAGCCUGGUACAUCAAUGACAUGAAGAGGAAACAUGAGCACGCUAUCCGGUUACAGGAGGUACAGAGCUUACUGAUCAAUUGGAAUGGACCAGAUCUGACAACAUACGGAGAGUUGGUCCUGGAAGGAACAUUCCGGAUACACCGAGUGAAAAACGAACGCACUUUAUUCCUGUUUGACAAAAUUCUGCUGCUGGCCAAGAAAAGAGGAGAGCACUUCAUUUACAAGACCCACAUUAUGUGUUCCGCACUGAUGUUAAUUGAAAGCACCAGAGACUCGCUUUGCUUCGGACUGUCUCAUUACAAGAACCCAAAGCAGCAGCACACUGUCCAGGCAAAGACAGUGGAAGAAAAGCGUCUCUGGACACAUCACAUAAAGAGGCUAAUUCUAGAGAAUUAUCAUGCCAUCAUUCCACAGAAGGCCAAGGAAGCCAUCUUGGAAAUGGAUUCCUACUAUCCUUCCAAGUACCGGUACAGCCCAGAAAGAUCCAAAAAAUCCAUGACCACUCAACCGGUGGAGGAAGUGGUGAGCUACCGUAGGGGCCGCAGGCAAUCUGAGCCGACAAAACAGAUCCUGAAAUCCUUGGUACAGAGCGUUUCUCUAAAGCACGCAGGCAGUGAUGGAGAGCUUCUGGGCAAUAAGGAUUCCUUGAAUUCGUUGACGGGUGUCAGUACUCUUGGAUCUAGUACGAUUGAGCCUGAGGGCGAGAGGGAUGGCAUUGAGGACAACCUGGCUCAUAGCAAAGAUUCCUUGGAACUUCAGAAUGCAAGUGAUUCUGAGGAAACGGCGAGAGGUACAGAGUUUGUUCAAGAAGGUGUCGAGCCAGAAGAGGAAUUAAUGAUAGAGGGCGACCAGGUAGCCGACUUUGCCAGUUCACUGCUGGCUGCCAUCUCCUGUUGGCACUAUAGAGCCAGGGCUUUGCUUUCUGCUAAGUUCUCCAUGACUGAAGAGCCUGUCGAGCUACAGGAAGUCAAAGGAUGCAAACGGCAAAACAGCCAGCCAUCUGGAAAUGCAGAGAAGCGCAGAGGCUGGGACAGCGAUUCCAACGCCUCUAAAGAGGUUGCUUCCGUUUUGGAACCAAUAUCGCUUCAACAGAUGGUGACUGAAGCGUGCCAUUCUGCCCUCGAGGAAAUCCAGUCUGACUCUGAGACGGCGUGCAGCACAGAUGAACCCAAGGGGGCAGAUGGACCCACUGAGGACGCUGAGGCAGAAGGCAGCGACUCAGGGAGGGGUGUCAUGGAGCCUACCAUGGAAUACUCGUUCAGCGAGCCGGGCGAGGAACCGAAACACCUCAGCAGUGAAGACUCAACGGACGAGGACGAGCAAGAUCGCGAGUCGCGCAGCAUUCUCCCUCCAUCGGUGCUGGGCCAGGCCAGUCUCAUCGCUGGCCACUUCAUCAACAGCCGGUCACGCUGCAACAGCCUGGCAGCGGACGACGGCCGGUCCUGCGGCUGCCCGACGCCGAAGACAACAAGCAGGCAGAGCAGCCUCGAGCGCGGGGACAAAUUGCCAUGGAACGGCGGCACCUUCGGGACAAGCGACGACUCCCAAGCGAGCAUUCACCAAGCCAGCGUCAGCCAGGAAAAGCAUCUUGAUGAGCCUAGACUCAGCAGCCCGGACGACAUGCCCCUGGAAGCAGAUCGGAAUGUUCCGAGGAGAAGGGACUCCACCUUGUCCCGCCAGGAUCGCCUGCUCAUUGAGAAGAUUAAGAGCUAUUACGACAACGCAGAGCACAAGGACGCCAACUUCAGCAUUCGAAGGCGAGAAAGCCUGUCCUACAUCCCCGCAGGCUUGGUUAGGAGCUCCGUCUCGAAGUUGAACAGCCAAAACAGGGAAGCGGAUUUGCGAGAGGCCACGCUGAGGAGGCGGUUGGCCACUUCCAGCGUGGCCGCUGGUGGGCCACUGCCUUGUGCUUUGUCUGACCACUUGGAUCCCAAUAUCCAACCAUGCUCCCACUCCCCUUCUCCAGAAUCGGCAGUCCUGCCGCCAACACGUGACUGUCCCGCAGAAGACAGCCCACCUUUGGACUUCUCCAGGGGGGCCGACCCCGUUUCCCAGGGUCCCAUUACCGAUGCUGAAUUCCAACCAUCUGCCAACAUGGUCAAAGUCUGGCAAGAGAUGGAGAGAGUGGCAGACGCUGCAGCAGAGCCUCCCAAAAGGACAGAGCAGGGAGUCGAGUCAACGCGAAGGCCCGAGGUCUUUGAGCCUAUCCCUGAGAUGCUGAAGAAAAUAGAAGCCACAAACACCGAACGAUGCCAAAUAAAACAGCUCAGCAACGGCAGGAUUAUUUUUGGCCUCGAUUUCAAUGAACCAUUGGUUAUUGUGGAAGACGGUGACCUAAGUGCCAUAAAGGAAGAGUCACCGCUUUCUUCUCCAGUGAGGCUCACUCGUGAGAGUGGACUGCAAAGAAGACCAAGUGAGAAAUCGCAACGCGGUGAUCGGGAGCACUUUGAUGAAGUACUGCCUAUCCAAAGGUCUGACCCGUUGGCUCAAGCACAGCUGUGCGUCCAACCAGCCAAGUGCUCAGGGCCAGAAAACAAAACCUCACCACCACAACCACCCGACACUCGCUCCAAUCUCACCCUUAAGAAGCAGGAUCGACUGGCGCGAGGCACCAGAGCACCUGUAGCCCAGACAGGAUCAAGGGCCCAGAGUGAAGAGUUACUAAGAGAGGUGACAGAGAAGAUGAAGACCAAGGUCUACCAACUGGCCAGGAUAUAUAGUCAGCGAAUAAAGAACAACAAGCCAGUGGUGCAAAAGAGAAGCCAAUGCAUAGAGGAGGAGCCGAUGAGCAGCGAAGAAGAAGGGGGUAGUGAACUGGCCACGGUGCCUCAUCUCCAGAACGACAAAAAGGAUGUGGUGGUUGGCGCAGAUAAAUCAAAGAUGGCACUGUCUAUGCCAUUCUACGAACAUGUCAUUAUUCAGGAACAAAUGCCACUGGCACCAUUGACAGAAGUGCCCAACAACCCAUCUCUGAGCAAGGAGUUGCAAUCAAUCCUUCCACCUUCCAGCAGGAUCCCAUCUCCUCGACGUUCUGUCAUCAGCCCGAAUUUAACGUCUCCGGCCAGGUCCCAUUCCAGGAGUCCCCUGAGCCCAACUGAGAUGGAAACCUUUCUGUGGCCCGACGUUCGGGAGCUCUGCUCUAAGUAUGCCGCUGUGGACGCUCAGUUUGCGAGAAACUCUGCGCAGAGGCCAGGGCGGAUGACUGAAAGUGGCUGCCCCAAGCUGACCCGAGUUGCCAAGAGUAUGUCCAUGCCCAACGGAAUGAUGGAAGGCAGACUGCCCCACGCCAGUUCUUUGCAACGAGAGGAUAAUUCCAAAGCGGGCUACUGCCCGUCCAGUGCAAAAUCUCAGCCGUUGAAGGCAGCUUCCAGUACGGGGGCCAGGAAACUGCUACAUUCCGACUCGUCCAUCCAGUACCUUGUACAGGCAACCCCUGAAAGUCCCCUCAGGGAUCACACAAACUGCUCGAGGACUGCCUUAUCGGACUGCAGGUGCAUUGAGCAAAGUUCCAGUUCAAACUGCAAGCACUGUCACUUUACGAAAGGCACGGAAGGUACUCAUUACAUUUCCUCAGAGUUCACUGUGCAAGAUCGGCAGGUCGUCAUCAUGGAGAAAUUGCCACGCGAUGGGGAUGAUCUGAGCAGUCAUAGGAACGAGCAGGCCACCAAAGAGAGGAGCAGUGGCAGGGAGGGCUACGUCCAGAUCAGGUCUCCAACGUCGCACGAGAACAUCUCCAUCCAGGCAGUCGUGGAAAGGUGCAGGGCCUAUCAGGAGUCAGAGGAGUAUAAGCAAAGGCAAGAGAGCGAAGCCAAGAGCUGGAGACCAGGAAAUGCCAAGAUGCGAGCUCCUGUGGGAGCUGAGAAAAAGGUCUUCUCGACCAAACAACAGGCAGAACCCAGAAAGGGGAUGAGCCAGCUCCAUAGGAGGACAGACUUGGGCCAACAAGGCCUGGUGAAGAACCUGAGAGACAAAUUUCAGAGCUUGAGUUCAGCCAGGUAAACACACGCUGGCUUCAUUCUCAGAUGCUUCUUGGAUAUCAAACCACUGUACUUGGUCAAAUGGAUGUAAAAAAAAAAUUAUUCAAGGUGUGGUGUUUUGUUCUUGUACAAGAGGCCCAGAACGUUAACCCUGACCUUCACUGAAAUGUCUAGAAACUGAAACUAGUAACUGGUGUCUCAAUGCUUAGCCAGUUUAUUUAUCAAACCUCAAUAAAUUUAUAAUUGAACUGAUCUUCACUUUGUGCGCCCUGCUGUUAAUUUAAGAUAAGCUCUCUCUUUAAAUUGCUACGCUCCCUCUCCUGGCAAUUUUAGCCCACACACAAUGACCAUCUAUUCAAAUUUACAACACCUCUGUGAAUAUGUGACUCACCAUCCACAUGCUCAUUAACUUCUGUCCUUCCAGAAAGGGGAUUUCCAUCUUCCCAUUUUUCCUUGUUUGUAUGAAUUCCGUUCCCUCCAUGACCUUACCACUCCCUACUUUAAUCUCUCCUGCCCUACAUGUCUCUGAAAUCUGUGUUCCAAUGCUUCUUGCCUCUUGCACAACUCCAGAUUUAAUCACUUCACAACUGGAGACUGUGUCUUCAAUUCUGAAAUUCCUGUCCUGAGCCUUUUUGCCUCCUCCUUUAGGGCACCCAUUAAAACCCUACCUCUCUGACCAAGCUUUUGAUCUCCUGUCCUAAUACUCCUCUCUGUUCAGUGUCAAAUUAUGUUUGGUAACCUUACUGAGAAAAAUUGUGAAUU